Molecule: messenger RNA, 537 nt
Organism: Humulus lupulus (European hop)
Lineage: Eukaryota; Viridiplantae; Streptophyta; Magnoliopsida; Rosales; Cannabaceae
Exons: 1
Coding region: 1-537 (178 amino acids)
Source: RefSeq, a predicted model, not a curated record
AUGCCCUUCGGCCUCACAAAUGCGCCAGCCACUUUUCAGGCUCUUAUGAAUGAUGAAUUCCGUGAUUUUCUGCGAGACUUUGUGUUGGUAUUUUUUGAUGAUAUUCUUGUGUACAGCCCGUCUAUGGACACUCAUUUGACUCAUUUGGAAUUAGUUUUACAGCGCCUACGAGACUACAGACUGUACACCAAUCGCAAGAAGUGUAUUUUUGCCCAGCCGCAAAUAGAGUACCUCGGUCAUGUGAUCUCGGCAGAAGGGGUCGCUGCUGACCACUCCAAAAUUCAAGCCAUGCUGAACUGGCCCGUCCCUCGCACUCUCAAGGACUUGAGAGGUUUUUUGGGUCUCACCAGCUACUACCGGAAAUUUGUCCAGAACUAUGGGAGUAUUGCUCGCCCACUUACGGAUCAGUUAAAGAAAGAUGCCUUCCAUUGGUCUCCUAACGCUCAGGCUGGGUUUGAAAGAUUGAAGGCAGCCAUGUGUUCCAUUCCUGUAUUGGCCCUUGCCCGAAUUCACCGUUCCUUUCACUCUAGAGGCUGA